This is a messenger RNA of Balaenoptera acutorostrata (minke whale), 922 nucleotides long. Its product is annotated as myb/SANT-like DNA-binding domain-containing protein 3. The transcript has a single exon. The record is from RefSeq and is a predicted model, not a curated record. NCBI's taxonomy places the organism in Eukaryota, Metazoa, Chordata, Mammalia, Artiodactyla, Balaenopteridae.
GCAGGAUAGCUAACAGCCAGGAGAAACGUAGUGGAAAAUGCAAAACAAUGAAAUCAUAAAACCUGCCAAAUACUUCUCAGAAUUGGAAAAGAGCAUCCUGCUGGCUUUAGUAGAAAAGUACAAGUAUGUGCUGGAGUGUAAGAAAAGCGACGCGUGAACUAUUGCCCUCAAGCAGGUGCUCGCCCAUGAAUACAACUCGCAGCCCAGCGUGUCGCUGCGGGAUUUCAAACAGCUGAAGAAGUGCUGGGAGAACAUCAAGGCUCGGACCGAAAAGAUUAUGGCUCAUGAAAGGAGAGAGAAAGUGAAACGGAGCGUCAGCCCCCUUCUGAGCACCCACGUCCUGGGGAAGGAGAAGAUCGUCAACAUGCUGCCCGAGCAGCUGUACUUCCUGCAAAGCCCUCCCGAGGAGGAGCCCGAGUACCACGCUGAUGCCGCCACCCAAGAAUCAUUUGCUGUUUCAAAUAGAGAACUGUGCGAUGAUGAGAAAGAGUUCAUACAUUUCCCAGUAUGUGAGGGGACCUCUCAACCUGAACCCUCGUGUUCAGCUGUCAGAAUAACAGCCAAUAAAAACUACAGGAGCAAAACCUCUCAGGAAGGUGCUUUAAAAAUGUUGCAUGAGGAAGAACACCAUCAACAAAUGUCCAUCUUACAACUGCAGCUGAUACAGAUGAAUGAGGUGCAUGUGGCCAAAAUCCAGCAGCUAGAGUGAGAGUGUGAGAUGGCAGAGGAGGAACACAGGAUAAAAAUGGAAGUUCUCAAUAAAAAGAAGAUGUAUUGGGAAAGAAAACUGCAAACUUUUACUAAGGAAUGGCCUGUUUCCUCAUUUAACCGGCCCUUUCCCAAUUCACCCUGAGACAUUGGGGUGUGGCUCCCUUGUAAUUAAUCUGUGUUGGCAAAGAAGGUCUGGAACACGAACUUGCGG